ACGGUCACGUUUUUGACAAUGAUCCUUCAAAGAACAUCUGAUUGGAAUCCUGCAUUCACUACUGGUGGUGACUUUAAAAGAACUUAGCUGUAUAAUUCCUGAUGUUCGCGCAACUUUACAGUGGUCCAUAAACUAGGUAAAGACAUAGCUCUUCGCAUACGUUUGUUGAACAUGACUCAUGGAGAAGAGCUUAGCUCUGAGAUGCAACAGGAUCCCAUUGUUUUAACUUAUCUAGAAGGCUUACUAAUGCAUCAAGCAGCUGGUGGGUCGGGGACUGCAGUUGACAAGCAUUCUGUCGGCCGUGCAACAGUGGAUGAAAACUUUAAGACGUCAGGAAAUAUAUAUUCCAACUCACAAAAUAAUGCCCCUGCUCACAGCAACAGCCCAUGUCAGGGAUCUGGUAUGUUGCAUCUCAAAAAAGCGAGGCUACUACAAUCUUCUGAAGACUGGAAUGCUGCAAAGAGGAGGCGGUUAUCCGAUACCGUGGUUGCUAUAAAUGGGAAAAAUGAAGCUUUGCUGGCUGGUAUGGCAGAAAAUGUACCAAAAGGCAAGCAGGAUAGCACAUUACUGGCGUCUUUGCUUCAAUCAUUUAGCUCAAGACUUCAAAGUGUCGCAUUGUCACAACAAAUAAAGCAAAGUCUUAAAGACCAAGGGUUUUCCAUAACCCAAGAUGCUGCACGCGAGGAAAAAGAUAACCGAUGUUAUGGUGUUGCAUCCAGUCACCUAAAGACGAUUUUAAACAAAAGCAAAUCAAAAGAUAAAACAUCUGACAAUAAUUUGACUGGAUUAGCUCAGCACGAAAAAUUUGCGGAACCUUCUCUUUCCGGGCAAAGUAUUUCCAAAGCAGCAAGUGAACCGGUUUCCUGCGCUGCAAGACUUCAGGCUGUUGCAAGUAUGGUUGAGAAGAGAUCUAGCCCUACUUCAUCACCUAAACCAAGUAUAGCCUGUAGUCAGCUGGCAUUGCUUCUUUCAAGCGAAGCUCACCUACAGCAGUAUUCGAGAGAACAUGCUCUGAAAGCGCAAAGUGCAAGUCAGCUGGCCAGUGAACGGUUGGCUGCCAUGGCAAGACUGAAAGAGAGCUCAGAGAAUAACAUGAGUCGUUUUAAGUUCUCAGCAAAUUUACCAGCCAGCCACAACAGUCCCUCAAGGCCUCUUUCAAAUGGAAUUAGUAAUGUUGGUAAUAUUUCUCCAUUCCCAAAUCAACUGGGUAUCCCGCAUUCUCCUCACAAGCCGGUUGUUUAUAAAAACCAUACAGAAAGGAACCAUGUAAAACCAUCACCAAACAGUAGUUUGCUUCUGCAUCUUCUUAAGAGUCAUAAUGCCACAGGUGUAAGCACAAGUCAUGUACAGGGCGAGAACUACUCCAUGUUCGAAGAAAGUGCUACUCCAACAACUACAGAUGACUUUUCUGAUAACAAUCCUAGUUUUACAGAGGAAGAGAGCAGCGAUGAUGAAAGCACUCACUCAAACUGUGCACCUAUAGAUUUGUCAUUUAAAAACAGAGUGGACAAACCAGAGACGAUACAAACUGCUUCCAUAGACAAUUUAACUGAAUCUUUGCUUCACAAUUGGGAUCCUAAAGUCAACGGACUUGACAUUGGCAGAGACCAUAAAGACACGUCAGCGGACUCAACAUUAAAGCCAUAUCAGAAGGUAACGCUGUUACAGCUGCUACUUGGUCAUAAAGUUGACGAAAACCCACAGUCCGUGGUAGAUCUCAGAGGGCCGCAGAAAGCAGCUGACGUGUCAAAGUUUAGUUUGCCAGCACACAACCAUCUUUCUGAGAACACAAGCAUUGGGAAUUCUUCCCCAUUAAAUAAUCUACCUUUGCAUGGUCCCUCCAAAGCUGAUGUUCCGGUAAAUUUAUCUCAACAGCCUUUUCAAAUUAAACCCAGUUUCACUUCCUAUUUAAAUAAAAUUCAGUCAGAAACACUUACAAAUCCAGCUUCAAAACAUUUAAUAGAGCUCACUAGAAACAAAACAUUUCAACCACCUGUUCCAUUAACAAAUGAAAAUGCCCCAAAUAAUGCAUUCAGCGCGAGUAAACUUCUUCAGAAUUUAGCUCAAUGUGGAAUGCCCACUCCUGAAGAACAGCUGCCGAAACAAUUAAAUGUAAGUAAUGGGAAAACCGUAGGGCUGGUUGAUAGACUGAGAUGCCCUCUGGUGAUAAAUCAGUCAAAUUCUUUUGAUGAGGGUAAGACUUUUACCAGUCCACCUACUCCGGUGGAUUCAGGUCUUCCUAGCUCAGAAAUUGAGAACCUCUUAGAAAGACGUACAGUUCUUCAAUUGCUUCUUGGGGCACCUAACAAAAGCAAGAACGAUAGAGUUCAGAAAACGGUUAUUAAAAAUGAAAGUCCACAAGACCAUGAUGAAAAUAUACCAAGUGAGCAAAUUGUAACUUUGAAAAUUAAAACUGAGCCUGAGGAUGAUUCCAGUACACAUCAUUUCAGAGACCUGAGAGUUCUGAGCCCUCAUGAUGUAUCUGUUCACAAAACGGCCAGAUCAACUCCAGAGGAUACAAAGCCUCAGCAGCUUUCACCCCAUGACUUUUCUGGAACCAGAAACGGACUUCUUAGUCGUUUGCUAAGACAAAACCAUGACGGAUAUGAUACAAACGACCUGGGUAUAAGCAGACACUGUGAAUCCAAAUUAACAGAAUCCAAAAUCCACUGUGUUCUUCCAAAAAAGAGAAAAAUGCCUCAACAUGAGCCAGUGGAAAGCCAAGUAAAAAUUGCAAAACUCAGUUCACCAGAUAGAGGAAGCCAUCAGUUGGUUGGGCCAAGAUUUUUACAAGAGGAAAUAAAUGGCGGCAAGGCUGAUCAUGAAACUAGAUGCACUGUGGGCCAGAGUUCAUUUAAUGAAAAAAGUGUAUGUUGGUCACGAGAGAGUAAAGGGUUUAAUGUGCUAAAACAACUCUUACUUUCUGAGAAUUGUGUCAGAGACUUGUCCCAGCACAGGAACCACACCGUGGAUGAAGAGGAGCUGAAGGGAAGCAGAAAUAACUUGGCAGGGAGUUCUGAUGUAGUUCCUUCGUUAAAUGUUUUGAUGGGAAAACAUUCUCACGCAAAUAAUUUAGGUCAAAUGACAUUUCAGUAUCAAUCUUCCUUAAGACGUUCUCCCCAUACCCCUCCAGAGGUUUCUGGGAAUAAAAUGGCUCUCAUUAAUUCAGGACAUUUAAAUAUGUGCCCUGUGCCGAACGAUAAAGGACCCAUUAAAUGGGUUAUCGCAGGUAUGGAAAAGAAUGAAUUCGGGAAGGAUUCCCCAAGACUGACAAAGACCAAUCCAAUACUGUAUUACAUGCUACAAAAAGGGGCACAUUCAGCUGGCAGUCAAGACUUUCGAGAUCGGAAUAGCUGGUCAGAAUCUUUAUUGGGAAAAUCAAAUGAAAUGACUUUAAAAAAAGAACCAAUCCAUAGUAGACUCACCCACACCAAUGGUAUUGGUUUGAUGAAGCCUUCCAGCCAUUCUGUAAAUAAGACAAUCCACAAUUCCAGUGGAGAAAAGUGUGGACGUUUUGAUAUGAUUUCAAUUAAGAAGGAGCCUGAAUAGUCUAGUUAAAGAUUUGCAUCAGAUUGUGUGAAAUUUUUACUUAAAGUAUAAUUUUAUGUAUCAGGCAUGAUUAUCAGGAUAAUCAAAAUAGCAUGAUCUUUUUGACAUGUUCCAUGUAUUUCGGUUGAUUAUUUUUCUUGUAAUUAUAGUUCAUUAGAAUAUGUACAUGAGAUAAAUAUUGAGUGCAAGUGGAUUAUGGAAUACUUUCACUUUUAACAGUAUACAUUUUUAUUUUGUAAAUUUAUAUUUAAGUCCUGAAACAAGUUGACAUUUGGGUUUAAUAUUGCUGUCAUGUUCUAAAAUUUACAUUUUUGAAACAGUUAAAAUCGACAAGCUUAACGGUUGCAGCAAGAUUUUCCAUGAAUAAUUGUAAAUGCGUAAAUAUAUAUAUAUAUAUGAUUAAAUAUAUUUUUCCUGCUUCAUUCUAUAAACUUAAAUAAUGGAAAGCUAAUUUGUACUUUACGUAAAAUUGCAUUUCCACCUUUCUCUUAAUUUGUAUUUGAGGGGUUCCACAAUUUAUUAGCCAAACAGACGUUUAAUAUAUCCACGUUUCAGCGCGUAUGUUUUCUGGUUCAGCUAUAAACACCCAUGUUCUGGCAAGCAUAUUUUUAAAUGCAUGUACAACAUGCAUCUCCUGUGUUUUUAAAGGUCAUUUUCUUUCAUUUAGCCUGAAGAAGUUAAA
Messenger RNA from Spea bombifrons (plains spadefoot toad), 4231 nucleotides. RefSeq names its product nuclear receptor interacting protein 1 (gene NRIP1). The record is from RefSeq and is a predicted model, not a curated record. The transcript has a single exon. NCBI's taxonomy places the organism in Eukaryota, Metazoa, Chordata, Amphibia, Anura, Pelobatidae. Gene Ontology annotation, molecular function: signaling receptor binding; transcription coregulator activity. Bases 172 to 3549 code for a protein of 1125 amino acids. Gene Ontology annotation, cellular component: nucleus. Gene Ontology annotation, biological process: regulation of transcription by RNA polymerase II.